This is a messenger RNA of Nothoprocta perdicaria, 978 nucleotides long. RefSeq names its product flavin adenine dinucleotide synthetase 1 (gene FLAD1). NCBI's taxonomy places the organism in Eukaryota, Metazoa, Chordata, Aves, Tinamiformes, Tinamidae. The record is from RefSeq and is a predicted model, not a curated record. The annotation marks the transcript as partial. The transcript is spliced from 4 exons.
AUGGCGGCCCCGCGCGGCCCCCYCACCGCCGCCAUCAUCAUCAUCGGCGACGAGAUCCUCAAGGGCGAGACGCGCGACACCAACUCUCCGCUGCUCGAGAACACCGGCACCACGGACACCACCGGUGCCACCGAGAGUGCCGGUGCCACCAACAGCCCCAGCGCCACUGAAAACAUCGGCACCACCAGCAGUACCAGUGCCACCAACAGCACCGGCACCACCAAAAGCGCCAGCGCCACCGACGCUGCUGAAAACACCGGCGCCACGGACAGCACCGGUGCCACGGACAGCACCGGUAUCACCGGCGCGACGAGCGCGGCGGCCGCCAAGCUGACCCUCGUGCCGGCCUCCGCGCGGCUGCACUACGGCGCGCCGGGCGCCCUGCGCUACCCGCUCGUCAGCGUGCGCAACGUGUACCUGUUCCCCGGCGUGCCGGCGCUGCUGGAGCGCGCGCUCGACGCCCUCGCGCACCUCUUCGGCGACGGGCGCCCCCGCUUCCGCUCCCGCUGCGUCUUCGUGGCGGCCGACGAGCUGCUGCUGGCGCCGGCGCUGGAGGAGGCGGCCGCCGCCUUCCGCGGCCGCGUCGCCAUCGGCUCCUACCCGCACUGGGAGAGCAACUACUACCGCGUGAAGGUGACGCUGGAGGCCGAGGCGGAGGCGGCGCUGGAGGCGGCGCUCGCCUUCCUGCUGCCGCGCCUGCCGCCCGGCAGCGUGGUGCCCGCCGUGGAGGACCCCGUGGCGCAGGCGGCCGCGCACGUCUACGGCCUGGCCCAGGCGGACUCGGCGCUGGGGCGCAAGGUGGCGGCGGCGCUGCGCACCGUGGAGGAGGCGCUGGCACACUACGGCCCCCGGCAGCUCUGCGUGGGCUUCAACGGCGGCAAGGACUGCACCGCGCUGCUGCACCUGGUGCACGCCGCCCGGCAGAGGUACCCGCGCCGCAGCCCGCGCACGGGGGGCUCAUCUCAUAUACACAAUGGG